CAGGUGACCCAGCAGCAGGCAGGCCAGUUUCGGCUUCUCCUUCGCUUUGGCUCCGAUGUCGGAGGUGUUUUUGCCCGGAAGAAAUGGACUCUGGCAAUGCACGAAUUUGAUCACUCAGACAUCCGAUCAGUUGAGUCUGUGAAUGGCGCCAAAACAGGACCCUAAACCUAAAUUUCAAGAAGGUGAAAGAGUCCUGUGCUUUCAUGGGCCAUUGCUCUAUGAGGCAAAGUGUGUAAAGAUCAGCAUAAAGGAUAAGCAGAUUAAGUACUUCAUUCAUUACAGCGGAUGGAACAAAAACUGGGAUGAAUGGGUUCCUGAAAGCAGAGUUCUCAAAUAUGUGGACAGCAACCUUGCGAAACAAAAAGAGCUUCAAAAGGCCAAUCAGGACCAUUAUGUUGAGGGAAAGAUGAGGGGUUUAGCACCAAGCAAGAAGAUUGCUGCUGUGCAGCAGAAAAAUGUUGAUCUGAAAGUGAAAAAGGCAAAACAGAAAACCCCAGGGCCGGGUGAAGGUACCAGCAGCGGAGAAAUGCCCCAGGGGCCACGGAAGAAGAGGGCUCGGGUCGAUCCAACUGUGGAGAGUGAGGAGAUGUUCACCAACCGUGUGGAGGUGAAGGUUAAGAUCCCAGAGGAGCUGAAGCCCUGGCUGGUGGACGACUGGGACCUCAUCACACGUCAGAAACAGUUAUUUCACCUGCCUGCUAAGAAGAACGUAGAGACUGUCUUGGAGGACUAUGCAAACUAUAAGAAAUCAAAAGGAAACUCGGACAAUAAGGAGUAUGCGGUAAACGAAGUGGUGGCAGGGAUUCGGGAGUACUUCAACGUCAUGCUGGGCACACAGCUGCUUUACAAGUUUGAGAGGCCGCAGUAUGCUGAGAUCCUGGCUGAACACCCAGACAUGCCAAUGUCUCAGGUCUACGGAGCUCCACACUUGCUGCGCCUAUUUGUGCGUAUUGGAGCCAUGCUGGCCUACACUCCACUGGACGAGAAGAGUCUGGCUUUGCUGCUCAGUUACCUCCAAGACUUCCUCAAGUACCUGGUAAAGAAUUCAUCCACCCUCUUCAGUGCCAGUGACUAUGAGGUCGCACCCCCAGAGUACCACCGCAAGGCUGUGUGAGAGCUCUCAACACAGAGCGCUCCUAUUGAGCCACAUCCUCCCGCACUCCCAGACCACAUGUACAAUAACCAUUACUACCCUUCUGAGUGCAGACUUGGAUGACAUUUUUCACUUGAACUGAUGCGCUUCCUCCACAACGGUCUCAGGAGCUUGUCACAGUUGAGAAGUCAAAAAUUUGAGGAAACCUUUUUUAGCUGAACCUCUUUUUCUUUUCUCUCCCUUUGCCCCUUUUCUCUCACUCCUUUGAAAAGACACAAGAAAAUAUGUUUCUCUGUCAAAAAUUCACAGUUUCCACAAGCAGCUCUUUGGUGUUUUUGUGCAUUCCAUCCAAUAGAUAUUUGUUACUGUUGCAUGUGUGUAUUUAUUAGUGUUUCUUAUGCCACAUGAGGUGCAAUUUAAUGCUGGACCGCAUGGUCAGCACUCAGCAGCUAAUGUUUUUGUAUCUGUAUCUUGUGUAUUUGUAUCAAUUUGUAAAAAAAAAAAAAAAAAAAUGUUUCUACAUG
Messenger RNA from Toxotes jaculatrix (banded archerfish), 1617 nucleotides. RefSeq names its product mortality factor 4-like protein 1. Lineage: Eukaryota; Metazoa; Chordata; Actinopteri; Toxotidae. Gene Ontology annotation, cellular component: NuA4 histone acetyltransferase complex; nucleus. The record is from RefSeq and is a predicted model, not a curated record. Gene Ontology annotation, biological process: regulation of DNA-templated transcription; chromatin organization. The transcript is spliced from 12 exons. The coding region runs from base 143 to 1114 and encodes 323 amino acids.